AUGAUUCAAUCUGCAACCACAGGACAGGGGAAUGUAACAAAGGCUGUAAGCCUGGAUAUCAAGGAGAACUUUGCUAUAAUGGUAACUGUACCUUUAGCUGAGCUCUGUCAGUAUGGAUGUGAACCAGGAUGGAGUGGUUCAACAUGCUCUCUUGGUAAAGGAUUGUGUGCCGCGGAAAAAUAUGGAAAAGACUGCAAGUUUUCUUGUAGCCAAAACUGCAUUAACAAGGAAUCGUGUGACCAUGUGACUGGAGUCUGUGAAAAUGGUUGUUCAGAUGGAUAUAAAGGAGAGAAAUGCAAUUUAAUUUGUGGAAAUGGUUAUUUUGGAGUGAAUUGUUCAAACGUUUGCUCUGAGAACUGUUCUGAUAUAUGCAAUCAUAUUGAUGGGAUGUGUAGCUGCAAAGCUGGAAUGAUGGAUUCUCCGAAAUGCAAACAAGAAGAAGGCAAGUGAAAGUGAAAAGACAGUCCUCAUCUCAUUACAUAACAACUGAAGCAGAAAUGAAAGAAAAGACUUCUGAAUCACACGAAUAUCAAGAAGUGAAUUCUGUUUCACGCGAUUUUUCGUACCAAAACCUCACAUUCGAUACCUGAAGAUUUUCAUUAUACCGGAUU
Saccostrea cuccullata (small rock oyster) is the source of this 611-nucleotide messenger RNA. Its product is annotated as multiple epidermal growth factor-like domains protein 11. Bases 1 to 450 code for a protein of 149 amino acids. Lineage: Eukaryota; Metazoa; Mollusca; Bivalvia; Ostreida; Ostreidae. Gene Ontology annotation, molecular function: scavenger receptor activity. The record is from RefSeq and is a predicted model, not a curated record. The transcript is spliced from 5 exons.